This is a messenger RNA of Seminavis robusta, 360 nucleotides long. Lineage: Eukaryota; Bacillariophyta; Bacillariophyceae; Naviculales; Naviculaceae. The record is from the annotation of a GenBank genome assembly.
AUGACUGUUGCAGAUUCUUUCAAAGGUGCCCGCCGUCUCUCUGCCCGCAAUGAUGAAGUUCUUUCCUUUGAUGUUGGUGAUGACAGCGCCAAGUCGAUGGAGUAUUGCCAGAAUUUGGCCAAAACUUUGAGUAGUGCAAGCCAGCUCCCCAAGGCUUGCGAGAAAUACCCCAGCGUGGUUCAGGGAUUGGAAAAGAAAUCCGCCGAUCAAAAAUCCCAACUCAACAAGGCUUUCACGGGAAUGUCUCCGGGACAAGCCCAGCGUGCCAAGGCCAACCGACUGAAGGGAGUGGAAACUCAGGCUCAGUUCCAGCGACGCAUGACUCGCUCUCACAGAAUGUCGGGAUCCCACCGUGCCUAA